Messenger RNA from Cylas formicarius (sweet potato weevil), 1275 nucleotides. Its product is annotated as serine/threonine/tyrosine-interacting protein-like. Lineage: Eukaryota; Metazoa; Arthropoda; Insecta; Coleoptera; Brentidae. Gene Ontology annotation, biological process: negative regulation of protein binding; negative regulation of SCF-dependent proteasomal ubiquitin-dependent catabolic process; regulation of ERK1 and ERK2 cascade. Gene Ontology annotation, cellular component: cytoplasm; nucleoplasm. The record is from RefSeq and is a predicted model, not a curated record. The coding region runs from base 145 to 915 and encodes 256 amino acids. Gene Ontology annotation, molecular function: F-box domain binding; protein tyrosine/serine/threonine phosphatase activity. The transcript has 3 exons.
UUUUAAGAUUGGCACCGUUUGGUUUCUAAUGUAGGACAAAUUUUUUGUCAGUAAUAAAUUCGAAAGAGCGAUCUUUAAAGAAAUGUGCAAAUUUAACUCUUAUAAUAUACGUUAGAUAAGGAGCAACCAUCAUUUGGCGGAACAAUGAUAAUCGACUUGUUAGGUGGGUGCCCGACUCGACAAAAUAUCCCGUACUACUCGCCACAGGUCGACAGGGACUUCUUCUUCAACGCUAGUAUGCAGGAAAUAGUACCAGGCGUUUACCUAGGGAACUAUUUCUCGGCACAAAUGCAUUGCUUGGGUAAUUUGUUCGAAAACGGUGUGCGGUAUAUAAUCUGCGUCCGGCAAGAUGUUGAGGCGCACUUCAUAAAACCGCAAGUGAGCGACCCGACAUUCACGUACAUGACCUUAGAGAUAGCCGACAGUCACACGGAAAAUAUAAUCAGAUUUUUCCCCAAAGUUAAAGAGUUCAUUGACGAAGCGCUUUCCAAAAAUUUUAAAGUGCUUGUUCAUGGAAACCAAGGCAAUUCACGAAGCGCCACGUUAGUGAUGGCGUAUAUCAUGGAAAAGUAUCAUUUGAGCACGCUGGAAGCCUUACAGUUUGUUAAGCAGAAGCGAGCAUCAGUUAAUCCGAACGAGGGUUUCCGCGCGCAGCUCAUAGAAUAUGAGCCGAUAUACAAGGCGAGGCAGUCGUUGAGCGCGGGAGAGCCUUCAUUGUCAAACGUUAUUCGGCAAAAGAGGAAAAGCGAACAUCUGGGCGAACCAGUAGAGUGCGAUCUUGUGCCGCCACCGCCACCGAGCCCCGAAAUACUCGACGCCAAUUAUGAAAUGUAUCACCGUCCUAAUUUUAUGGAAUUUUCUAUGGUCUGCGGCCGGGAUUGCCGCGCUAAACGUCAGGUGCAAGUGUUUUCAUAAUCUACAAUUGACAAUUGCCAGUUUUUCGAAAGUAGUUGUUUACUACCAUACAGUUUGAUCUCUCCAAACUCUCCUUAAUUUUUACAUGAAACGUUGCGAGAAUUGAACAUUGUUUCACUGCCAGUAAAUCCUCCAUAAAUUGUGCUGUAGUUCCGGUCAGAGUAUUUUCUCCCACGCCUCUGAUAUUGUUCCAUUGUUUUGAUUGUUAGUGUGUAGUUGAGAGUAGCCUCCAGCUUUUGCCCUCCCUAUUUUAGUGGAGGUGUCUGUAAAUAUCAAAAGAGGGAGAUUAUUUUUGUACUUUUGUAAAGACUCAUGUGUUGGGUUUCUAGGUUAAUAAAAAAAAAAGAAUGUUCUACCUUU